This is a messenger RNA of Neopelma chrysocephalum (saffron-crested tyrant-manakin), 943 nucleotides long. It is a transcript of the gene MRPL41, whose product is annotated as mitochondrial ribosomal protein L41. Gene Ontology annotation, molecular function: structural constituent of ribosome. The coding region runs from base 338 to 745 and encodes 135 amino acids. Gene Ontology annotation, biological process: translation. The transcript has 2 exons. Gene Ontology annotation, cellular component: mitochondrial large ribosomal subunit. NCBI's taxonomy places the organism in Eukaryota, Metazoa, Chordata, Aves, Passeriformes, Pipridae. The record is from RefSeq and is a predicted model, not a curated record.
UGCGUGGUGGGGAGGCGGGAGGGCGGAGAGGCCGCUCCGGGUCGUGAGGGGAGAGAGGAGGGACCGGCCCCGCCGAGCCCCCGGGGCCCUCAGGGACCGGCUCCGGCUCCGCUGACCACCCGAGUGCCUUCAGGGACUGGCCCGGCCCGGAGAGCCCUCGGUGCCCUCAGGUAUCGGCCCGGCCCGGGGAGUCCUCGGUGCCCUCAGGGACCGGCCGCGCUGAGUCCCCGCUACCCUCAGGGAGCGGCUCUGGCUCCCCUGAGCCACCGAGUGCCCUCAGGGAGCGGCCUUGUUCUCAUUGACCAGCUCCGUCUUCGCUGAGCCCUCGGUGCCCGCCAUGGGGCUGCUGUCCCAGCUGGCCCGCGGGCUGGUGCGCGGCGCUGACCGCCUGUCUCCGUUCACCAGCAAGCGCGGCCCGCGGAGCUUCAACAAGGGCCGCGGCGCCAAGAAGCUGGGCGUGCUCACCAGCAACAAGAAGUUCCUCCUUGUCAAGGAGAUGGUGCCCGAGUUCGUAGUGCCCGACCUGACGGGCUUCAAGCUGCGGCCCUAUGUGUCGUACCGCGCCCCCGAGGGCUCCGAGACGCCCGCCACGGCCAAGCAGCUCUUCGACGAGCUGGUGGCUCCGCGCAUCGAGAAGGACGUGAAGGACGGCACGUUCGACCCAGACAACCUGGAGAAGUACGGCUUCGAGCCCACACAGGAGGGGAAGCUCUUCCAGCUCUUCCCCAAGAACUACGCGCGGUAGGGAACGAGCAGCGCCCUCGGCGGGGGCGAGGCACGACCGGCACUCGCGGGACUGGCUCUGGCACCGGACAUUAAAGCAGAUCCUUCCACCUUGUCCCUCUGCAAUGUGUGAUUUAAAUCCUGGGGGAAACUGGCCGUUCAUUCCACACAGUUGUGCCUGGAGAGCACAGCCCUCCCUGGAGGUUCUUGGGGUGAGGGG